This is a messenger RNA of Cladophialophora psammophila CBS 110553, 819 nucleotides long. RefSeq names its product glucose 1-dehydrogenase. Gene Ontology annotation, molecular function: oxidoreductase activity. Lineage: Eukaryota; Fungi; Ascomycota; Eurotiomycetes; Chaetothyriales; Herpotrichiellaceae. The transcript has 2 exons. The record is from RefSeq and is a predicted model, not a curated record. Bases 1 to 819 code for a protein of 272 amino acids.
AUGGGCGAGCGAGAGCCACAAGAAGUUCCUAACAUCAAUGCCCCAGAGGCAGCUACAUUUCCAGUGCUGCAAGGGAAAGUCGCCGUCGUGACGGGGGCGGCGAUGGGAAUGGGGAAGGCAACAGCUUUGGUGUUUUCAAAAGCUGGUGCAAGUGUAGUUCUUGCCGACAUCAAUGAGACAUUGGGCCAAAAGGCUGCCGACGAGAUCAAUCAAGGAGGCGGCAAGGCGUAUUUUGUCAAGACAGACGUGUCCAACUCGGACUCGGUCAGGGAUUUAGUCGCCGAAACAGUGGCCAAGUUCGGGAAACUCGAUGUGGCCGUCAAUAAUGCUGCGAUGAUACCGGACAAGACCCCAACGGCGGAGUUCGACGAGGAAUACUUUGAUAGAGUCAUCGCUGUCAAUCUGAAAGGCCCGGCGCUCUGCAUGAAGUGGGAGUUGCAACAACUUCUCAAGCAGGGUUACGGGGGGUCAAUCAUCAACAUUGCAUCCAUCAAUGCAUUCAAGCCGCAGUACAACAUGCCUGCCUAUACGGCGUCGAAGCAUGCCGUUGUAGGCCUGACCAAGACGGCAGCGCUAGAGUACGGAGACAAGGGGAUCCGAGUCAACACCAUUGCUCCAGGAGCCAUCUUGACCGAGAUGUCAGCCGCCAGUUUGCAAUCUAUUGGCACCACCCACGAGGCCUUUUCGGACCUAAGUUACCUGAAGCGGUGGGCGGCUCCCCACGAAGUGGCCCAAGGUUCCUUGUGGCUGGCAUCGGACGCGGCAUCAUAUGUGACAGGAAUCACCCUUCCCGUUUGCGGGGGAUACUCUACUCGAUGA